Molecule: messenger RNA, 4606 nt
Organism: Anoplophora glabripennis (Asian longhorned beetle)
Lineage: Eukaryota; Metazoa; Arthropoda; Insecta; Coleoptera; Cerambycidae
Gene: PIP5K59B
Product: phosphatidylinositol 4-phosphate 5-kinase type-1 alpha
Exons: 15
Coding region: 186-2411 (741 amino acids)
Biological process (GO): phosphatidylinositol metabolic process
Molecular function (GO): phosphatidylinositol kinase activity
Source: RefSeq, a predicted model, not a curated record
UGAGGGUGGGGAUAAAUAUGUCAAUGGAAAAUGUUUAUGUCAAAGUGGUAAAUGAAAGCCGAUUUUUCCCGUUAAAAUCCGCCCCGGAAUUAUUGGCCGACUGAAAACAUGUGGUAGUGUAGUGUUUUUGUAGUGUAAGUGAUAAUAAAAAUCCCUCAAUUAAAUUAAUUUUACUACAGUGCAAAAUGGCUUCUGGAGAUGUAAUAGAGACUAUAGAACUUGAUUCAAAUUUGGCAUUGAAUAUGAAUAAUUCCAAGGAGAUUUCGGGGUACCAUGAAACGGGAGAGGGUGGAGAAACUGAUGACAAGGACGACAAUAAGGACACGUUAAAUAAAAGCAAUGUCCAGGAUGUCGGGCAGAGAACCCUAUCAAAUGUGGCCAAAACGAAGGCGGAGAGAGAGAAGGAGAGGGAGAGAAAGAUCGGACACCGGAGGGUCGGGGUGGGGGGAGAGAUCACUUACAAGAAGAUUCAGACCACCCAGAUCAUGGGAUCCAUACAAUUGGGCAUUCAGCAUGCUGUUGGUGGUUUAGCGUCGAAACCUGAGCGAGAUUUACUGAUGCAGGACUUUAUGACGGUAGAAACGACGAAUUUUCCGAGCGAGGGUUCGAACCAUACGCCCGCGCAUCACUUUUCCGAAUUUAAGUUUAAGAAUUACGCUCCAAUAGCUUUUAGGUACUUCCGAGAUUUGUUCGGCAUCCAGCCAGAUGAUUUUUUGAUGUCCAUGUGUAAUUCUCGUUUAAGGGAACUCUCAAAUCCGGGUGCGAGCGGUUCGAUAUUUUAUGUCACAGCUGAUGAUGAAUUCAUAAUAAAGACAGUGCAACAUAAGGAGGGCGAGUUUUUACAAAAACUCUUACCAGGUUAUUAUAUGAAUUUAAAUCAAAACCCUAGGACGUUACUUCCGAAAUUCUUUGGACUGUACUGUUAUCAGUGUAAUAGUAAAAACGUAAGACUGGUCAUUAUGAAUAAUUUAUUACCUAGUAACGUUGUGAUGCACCAAAAGUAUGACCUUAAAGGGAGCACAUACAAAAGAAAGGCCUCGAAAGCAGAGCGGCAAAAGAGGUCACCCACUUACAAAGAUCUCGACUUCAUGGAACACCACCCAGAGGGCAUUCUUAUGGAGGCGGACACUUACAAUGCUCUAGUAAAAACAAUACAGCGGGACUGUAGAGUGCUAGAAAGCUUCAAAAUUAUGGAUUACAGUUUACUCUUGGCCAUACACAAUUUGGAUCAGGCGCAAAGGGAAAGGAUGGUACGUAGAUCAACGAUUCCACAACUUAGUAGUUUAUAUGUUUAUAUUUUGAAGCAGAAGAAAUCUCAGACGACGUUAGAGGAGGCUCCUGAAGACGGAGAGGCGGGCGACAUGAGCGCCGCCAUGGUGCAAGAGGAAAGGGAGAGAGAAAGAGAAGACAGAGUGGGCGCAGCAGCACUGAACCGCAGCAGGUCUAUAAACCGGCAGAGGCUAGUGGCGCACUCCACCGCCAUGGAGAGCAUCCAGGCAGAGUCGGAGCCCAUCGAUGAGGACGACGACACACCUCCUGGUGGAAUUCCGGCCAGAAACGCAAAAGGCGAACGUCUACUACUUUUCAUCGGUAUUAUCGACAUCUUGCAGAGUUACCGGCUAAAGAAAAAAUUGGAGCACACGUGGAAAUCCAUGAUCCACGACGGUGACACUGUCUCGGUGCAUAGGCCGAGCUUUUAUGCCCAGAGAUUCCAGAAGUUCAUGUCGCAGACCGUCUUUAAGAAGAUACCAUCACCAUUAAAGCACUCCCCGUCAAAACGGAAAUCUUUGUCCAGGCCACUGGGAAGACACGAGGAGUUAAACGAACAGGAUACUACUGUGCAGGCGCAGGUGAAUUCUAGUCAACAAAAUGGAAGCAAAACUGGUGUAGCGCCAAGUUGCUGCAGCACGCCGCCUCCCACUUAUGACGGCCUGGAACAGGAACCUGGAGUGGUGCCUCUCACGGUAGGAACUGUCUCUUCGCUGCCUGCGAGGGUGCGGAUGGGUUCCCAUUCGUCCCACCAGUCGCAUGCGUCGCACCACCACUCCGCGGUGAAGAGUUACAAAGAAGAUGCUGUUAGUAUAACCGAUAUAAAACUCGAAUCUCGAUCCGAAAAUAAAUCAUCUCUAAGUGUGGAAUCUGGCAGUUCGGGUGCGGGCCACUCGAGCCAUUCUAGAGGCUUAGCAUGGACGCCCCCCGCCUCGGUGGAGGGUUCGACGCCCACUUGGACAGAAGGUACUCCAUCUUUUACCGAAUCAUCCAGUAGUGGAGACAUGGGAUGUCCCACCACGCCGUUGCGCCAAAGCUCCCACACCAAAGUGCACCACAAGAAGACCGUGGAACACGCUAUCAACUGUCUUACCACAGAAAUGGAGCAACUGAAGAAUCGUGUCGAGUCGGAUUACAAAUGAACGGAAACAUUGGCGAUUCCUCUCAUAAGAGAUACUGUAAAGUGUAAUAGCACACUGAUCCUAUAUAUACAUCAUAUCAUUGCAUCACAUUUCUGUUUGUCAGCUUGGCCUCUAGUGCGGACUAAAACAGUGGCUUGUUGCCGCCACGUUUUUGUGAUAAACUUUAUCGUAUUUUUAUAAUCAUGACUAACGUGUUACACUGUUUGUCAUUAACUUGGUUUUUAUCCUCUAACAUUAGAUGUGUGUUCUUCGCUUAGGUUUGUGUGUUCCGUUUCAUAUUUAUUAUUUUAGUUAUUUAUUAUUUAUUUUUUUCCUCUUAUUGUAGCGCAUCGAGAAAAGAUAUUUUAUCACUCGGUGGAGGAACUGGUGACACCAUAAAAACCAAGUUAAACAUUUUCCACUUUGUACAGUAUUGAUAGAAAUAAUAUAGGCCUCGGAUGAAAUAUGUCAGUGAACCUUUUCGGUUUUUCAUUUAUCCCAGUUAUAGUUUUUGCUGAUAUAUUUCCACCGUCUUCAUCGCUUCUUGUUAAACAAAAUAUUUAUAUCAGCGUGCGGUAGCCAAAGUGAUGUUCUUUUUCAAAUAAUUUUACACUUAAUGGUUUUUUGAACAGAAAAUAUUCUCGUAUCCUCACGAAUCUUCCCAAUGCAUUUAAAUGUCUAUCCAUGAUCAGUUAUUACUGGAAAUGUAGGAUGGGUGUGUAUAAGACUUGUUUUCUCUUCAUUAAACUGUAUUGGGUGUUAUAUAAAACCUUCAUAAAUGAUUAUAAGCCACAUGACCAGUAAUUUUGUUUGGAACAGUAAGAUCAAGAUUACAUUAAAACAACAUUCUGUUUCACCGGCAUAAUUUUUCAUGAGAUUUUAUUCAACGAAUUAUUGAUCGCAUUAUCUUGAGCUUAGAUGCAGUAGUUUGUCAUUGUUCAUUGUAAAUGAAUCAUUAUAUUGAUAAGAUUUACGGACUUUUAGUUGAUUUUAUGAGUCGUGCAAUGUUGGGGUGCCUAAGCUCGACAGUCCCGUGGCUUGUAAUCAUUUGUGAAGGCUAUGUGCUAACCAACGUAUAACAAUUUAGAAUUUUCAAUUUCUUUAGCAAUUUAGUUUUGUAAUGACAAAAAAAUCCAAAAAUCCGGAUCUAGCAUAUUUCGAGACUGUGUCUUACAAAUUAAAGCGUAAAAAAGCAAAAAAAAAACACCGAAUUAUAAAGAACAUGCUUUUUAGUUACCGCACAAAGUUCCCUGUCUGCUACAUUCCACAUAGAUAUAGUAGUAUAAAAAAAGCUGUUAUUAUAUAAUUAUUGAUAUAACUGCAAUACAUAAUGUAUUAUAAUGUAUAAAUGGAUGUUUAUAAAAGUUGCUUCGUAUAUUUCUCAAAUCUAAAUGUGAUUCAUAACAAUACAAACAUACAGAAUGUUUCAAUACGAAGCUUAUUUUUAAACUUUAUUAAAAAAAAAUAGUUCAUUCGUACUAUACUUAGAUUCAGUAUACUCUUUUUGUUCAGUGUUUGAAACAUUUUGUAUUAAUGUAGAUUUAGAGGCAAUAAUAUCAAUAUUUUAUCAAACAAUAUUCAAAAUUGUCCUUUGAUAAAGGAAACUAAGAUGUAAAUACUAUAUUUUUUUAUAUUUUGACUUUUUUUACUUUCUCUUAUUUAUGUACAGUUAAAUUUUCUUAAAAUAUGGAUAGGUACCCAGAUUAUUAACUUACGAUCAUACUUUUAGUAUAGCAUAAAAUAGGUAAAAUUUGAAGUUAAAAAAAUUUUGGUUAAUUUCUCAUGUUCAGGUAAUGGUGUGCCAAUUGAAUUAAAAGAAAAAUCCAAAACAUUUUCAUUUAAAAUUUGAACCACUUGAAAGUUUUUUUAUCGUUGCUAUCAUAUCACGACCGGUAAAAGGAGUAAUUUAUUUUUGGCUGAAAAAAUCUGAAAAAAAAUUUGUUAGUACCUACUAGCAAUACUGAAUCGUUUCCACCCUAAACGGACCAACCCCCUCACCCUCCUUUCCUCCUCCACCCCCUUUAAAUGCCGGGGAAACCAUCGCUUAUUAGAGGAAUCUUUAAAGAGCUUAGAGAUGCGAAAGUCAUUCAAUUCCUAUGAAUUUUACAUAUGAAGAAUUUUUUGGGUCGCUUAUCACGAAAGAAUCACGAAAUUCAAAAUGGCGGAUCCAAUAUGGCGGACAAGACAAUUGAAACGUCUUCAAAAUGCAUGAAUUU